This is a messenger RNA of Paralichthys olivaceus (Japanese flounder), 1875 nucleotides long. Lineage: Eukaryota; Metazoa; Chordata; Actinopteri; Pleuronectiformes; Paralichthyidae. The record is from RefSeq and is a predicted model, not a curated record.
AUGACUGGAAGCAUAAAGUUGCGUUUCAUCAGGGUGACCGAGGUGUGUGGGGCGAAGCGACUGGGUUACUUUGGUACACCUCAGUUCUACGUAGCCCUGAAGCUGCUCGCCGCUGCCCAGUCUGGUCUGCCUGUUCGCCUGGAGAGUGUUACGGCCAAUCUACCUCUGCCCAGAUUUGUUGGGCUGAAGAAUGAACCAGAGAUGCGAUACUCAACCGUCCCUCCCAGUAUAGAGGGUCAGGGGGCUACACCUGGUUCUGUGUUAUGGACGCCAGCUGAGAGAGGCACCUUGAGACACCUGGAGGCCAGUGUAGAGAAGAAGGAACCCUGGUCCCCACCUCGAUCACCGUGCACCUCACCACCCCACUCUCCCAUGACCUACCGCAGCUACCCAUACACCAAGCAGAAAAAUGGAGCAGACUCACAGAUCAUCUAUGAAAGCAAACCGUCCUCACGACCGAUCGUUAAGCUGGAGCAGCACACCUCACCCAGUAACUACGGGACCAAACCCAGUGUAGAGCAUCCUGCGAUGGCUCGGGCUGCUUCAGCGGAGAGGCUGGCCCAGCAGGCUGCAGCGGAUUAUUCUGAUGAUGACCCCUGGAGGAUCACAGAGGAACAGCUGGAGUAUUAUACAAAUCAGUUCAAGACCCUCCAGCCUGACCUGGGAGCUCUCAUCCUGGGAGCUGUUGCAAAAAACUUCUUCACUAAAUCCAAGCUCCCAAUACCAGAACUCUCCCACAUCUGGGAGUUGAGUGAUGUGGAUCGAGAUGGAGCUCUCACUUUCUCUGAGUUCUGCACAGCCUUUCACUUGAUUGUGGCACGCAAGAAUGGCUACCCUCUCCCAGAGAGCCUUCCCCCAACGCUGCAGCCAGGGUUCCUGCAGCAGGAGGACGACAUACCAGAUACUCCUGAAAGUGUGGAGCCUCUUAUUGACUUUGAGGAUUCUGAACCAAGGCCCAGUCAGAUGGAUCGAAGCAUUAUAGAGAGAAUCCAGCCAAGUUUAGCAACAACAAAACAAGCUUUGAAAGAUGAAUCCUGUAAACGAGAUGCGAGUUUGAAGCGGCUGACAACAUCUGAAAUGAAACGCACUCUAUAUCUUGGUGCUUUUCCUGAGAGGCCAGAGCCGCCUCAGGACCUAGAUCCACAGAUGAGGACCAAAACAAGGCCGAGGUCCUACUCUAGCACUUCUAUUGAAGAUGCAAUGAAGAAGUCAGAGGAGCCUCCGACCCCCCCACCUCGACCCCAGAAAACCCACUCCAGAGCCUCCUCACUGGACCUCAACAAGCUGUUCCAGCAGGGCACUCCAGGUGUAAAAAGUGGAUGGCUGCUUCCUCCUGCCCUCCCUCCAAGACCAAUGACCUCACAGGUUCCUCAUUUUAUCAACGCUUCAGAGAAAACUCCCUCAAGUAAAGUGCAGCAGCCCAACUUUGCAGACUUCAGUCACUUUAAGGAAGAGGAGGAGAACAGAGUAAAACCUGAGGAGCAGAGUUUACGAUCUCGAUUUGGUCCAAAUACUGAAGACUUGACAAAUGCUCCAAAGCAGGAUGUUAUGGCUGUUUGUCCCAGUCAGGCUCCACAGAAACCAGUUCGGAGGAAGUACCACCCAGAGAGCCAGAACCCAGAGGCUGCACCUUUACCCGCUGUGCCGUUUCCUCACUCCUCCAAACCUGCUCAAAAACAGAAGAGGGAGAUCCAGAUGGCGAUCCGUAAGAAUAAAGAAACCAACGCAGUACUGACACGCCUCAACAGUGAGCUCCAACAACAACUCAAGGUGGUUCACCAGGACAGGGUCAUCUUGGAGACCCAGCUUGAGCUUCUGCGGCCUGUGGCCUCGACGUGACUGAGCCUCAAGUCUGGUUCCCAGUGUUUCACUGAG